Fimicolochytrium jonesii is the source of this 943-nucleotide messenger RNA. Its product is annotated as calponin domain-containing protein. Lineage: Eukaryota; Fungi; Chytridiomycota; Chytridiomycetes; Spizellomycetales; Powellomycetaceae. Gene Ontology annotation, molecular function: actin binding. The transcript has 5 exons. The record is from RefSeq and is a predicted model, not a curated record. Gene Ontology annotation, biological process: actomyosin structure organization. The coding region runs from base 216 to 806 and encodes 196 amino acids.
CUGCUUUGAUGAGGCUUGCAAUGUUUGACGGGGGGAAGGAUGCGCUGUCGAACAGGCGUCAGCGGUCGGCCAACGUCGCGUGUUCUCCAGUCGUGACAACGUGCGCGUUUUCAUGAUCGAGGCUCAACUCAACUUUCAGCGGCCCUGGCCCACCAUCCCCAUUCCCCAACCCCACCCCGAUUUCACCACAAUCCCUAAACCACCCACGGAUAACCAUGAGCGGAACACCCAUCUACGGCCUCGACCGUGAGCUCGCCGCAAAGGCAGCAGCGAAACACGACCCCGUGCGCGAACAGGAAGCGCGCGAGUGGAUCGAGUCGUUUGUGGGGGAAGCGUUCCCGAGCGAGGGGUUCCAGGAAAGCUUGAAGGAUGGGGUCAUUCUUUGCAAGUUGAUCAACGCGCUGACACCCGACACACCCGUGAAAUUCAACACCUCCAAAAUGCCGUUCAAGCAAAUGGAAAACAUCAACACCUUCCUCCAAUCUCUCACCACCACGUUCUCCGUUCCCCCGCACGACCAAUUCCAAACCAUCGACCUCUACGAAAACAAAAACCCCACCCAAGUCGUCGACACCAUUUUCGCCCUCUCGCGCCACGCGGGGCAGAAGGGCUUGAUCCCGCCGGAGAAGGUACUGGGACCGCGGCUGGCGGAAAAGCGGACUGUGGACUUUUCGGAUGAGAUUUUGAACCAGGGGAAGACGGUUAUUGGGUUGCAGAUGGGAUAUGCUGGAGGUGCGAAUGCGAGCGGAGUGUCGUAUGGCGCGAGGAGGGAGAUUGGAGGGGCGGAUCUGGGACGGCAGGGGUGAGGCAGGGGCAAGAGUUGUUUUCCUAGAGACCGCCGGCCGGGAUUUGAGGUUUGAGAUAUAUGGAUAUAGAAGAUGCAUUUUGCAGCCUCAUUCAAUUUUAAAGCGCUCCUCUGUGAGGAAGCGAUUUGCUAUGGGGG